AUGGAAAAGCCUACAUUUCCUAGGAGGUUUUUCACCAAAGGUUCAGAUCCUGAAAGCGACAAAAGCAUCGGGUAUUACAGCAACAACACGAAGUUGUUCGCAGCUCUCACCACACUCUUGACCGAUGAUGAAUGGGCUGAGCUCGAGGAAUCUCCGCUCGGGGUAUUCUUCAGAUUCGUGAACAGCAAAUUCUCAUGGGCUUCAAUGAUUGUGAAGUGUAUGCUCAAUAUGCAAAUAGUGUGCAAGAAGCCCUUCGAGAUUUGGAGUGUGGUUGGCUCAAAUCCUGUAAGGUUUUCGUUGCACGAGUUUGAACACAUUACCGGUCUUAACUGCGAAUACAGAGAGAAUCUCAAGGCACCUCUGACUGCGGACAUAGAUGAGAAUGAAUUUUCUGAGUUUUGGGAGAAACUUGGUGUUCAUACCAAGUUUGGGCCUUCAGUUGAUAACCUCACCCGAGCAUGUGGGUGGGCCCAAGACUGGUCGAAAGAGGACAGAAAGAGGCUGGCUUAUUUAGCCGUCUAUGCUGGUUUCAUUGUUGGCGAGAGGCAAACUAUUGCCACACCGGUCGAGAUGGCAAAGCUAGUAAUGGAUCUUGAAGAGUUUGAAGGUUAUCCUUGGGGGAGAGUAGCUUUCUUGAAUCUCAUUGAAUCUGUAAAAUCUGCCAACCUCACCAAACACUACUACAUUAACAGGUUUGUCGAAGUGCUACAAGUGUGGUCGUACUACGCAAUGCCUAGCUUCGGUCAGGACUUCGGUGAGCCUGUAGUGGGUAGGGUAUCUCCGACUAUGAUGGCCUUCAAAGGAAUGAAAGGGCGCAAAAAUAUAAUGCAGACUCUUCUUGCGCAGGUUAAUUUCAACCAUAUGAUCAUGGUGGACAGGGAUAAUGCUUACCCUAGGUGGGACAACGACGUCGACGAUGAACACAUCGAGAAUGUGAUGAAGGCUUUUUACGGAGAGCUCGGAGGGACCUGGAGAUGGAAGCCUUCCGACUGGAUAUCCGAAGGAGUAAUCGUCUUGGAUAAGGUGAAGGAAGAGAAGGAAUUGACAAGAAGAGGCAUCUGGAUUCGGGUCUAG
This is a messenger RNA of Microthlaspi erraticum, 1074 nucleotides long. NCBI's taxonomy places the organism in Eukaryota, Viridiplantae, Streptophyta, Magnoliopsida, Brassicales, Brassicaceae. The record is from the annotation of a GenBank genome assembly.